UUUAUAAAAUUUCAUGGUUUAGAAAUUCUAUAAUUUUAAAUUCAGGAACUUGCCGGAAUUUUCAAUCCGGCUUAAAAAUUUUUUUGGUGCCAGCAAACAAUUUGACAUAUUCAUUUAAUUUGAUGGCUUCUUGCAGUCAUACGAAGCAGAACUUUCUUUCUGUUUGGAGAGAUUUCUACCAAUCUAUUUCUGAUAAACUUGUUAAAAAAUUCGAUGUCAUCGUUGCAUUGGUUCAUUGUUUGCUUGUGAGGGAUAUACAUUUUCGGUGUGUCGGAAAUGGAGAAGAUAAAUUAUUAGUGGAGGGUGAGAUGGAAUCGGAGGAUUUACCAGAUGGUUGGAAUGAAGAUCUCUACCGUUAUGCUAUACGUUAUGUCUAUGAUAAUCGUCUAUAUAUACUUUUUGGUCAUAAAAGUAAUGAUUGUAUUGUUUUGAAUAUAUUAAACGUGUCGACUAGAAAAGUUUCAAACAUUCUUUUAAGUCCAGAUGAUUUGAUGGACAUAGCUUCUAUUCACUCAGUGUUAGAACGAAUGCGUCAAGAACUAGUAGAGCCUAUAAUAAUUCAUCCCAAAGUGCAUGCUACAACACAAACAGAUCCUCCUACGAAUGUUCGUCGCCUCGCAAAUUUGUCUCGUGGUGUGCCAUCCUCUAUGCGUCACAUGAAUGAUCUACUAAUCAGUGGUGCAUAUAGAGAUAUUGAUCAACUUCGCGGUACCCGUGGCCCAUUAAGUUUGUAUCGCUUUAAUUCAAUCACUACCAAUUCUGCUGCAAACCGUUUCCAUCCACAUAUAAUACAAGAACAUGUAAGACGACUACAGGCUCUUCGUAGCAGAAUGGCAGCUACAUACGGGGAACUUCCGCUAUCCCAACUUAAUAAUGUUAAUUCUUCUAAUCGUAAUGCUUCAGUUGUCAGAAAUAAUAACGAUUUGGAACCUGAAGCUGCAAUAGAGGAAAACCAUUCUCAAAGAAGACGUCCUGAACAAAAUUGGGCAGAAAAUAAUGACAAUGAAUUACAAGAGCAGAUAAGACGUUUGCACUCACUUCGCAGAAUGUUCUCCUCGCCCAAUAUUGGAAUUGAUGAACCAAAUGAAAAUGUUUCCAAUAUGUCAAAUCCAUCCAAUAACAAUGAUAUCGUAUCUGCUUCAAAUAAUGGGAUUGCAGCUGUUAAUAUAGAUGAAGACAAUGUCAGUAGUUUUCAUCGUAGCGUUUCAGAACCAGGCAUACUAGGCGGAAAUGAGAAUAAUGGUAUUGAUUAGCAAGCCUUCUGUUGAAUUUAAAAAUUACGAGUGUAUACAUAGAUAAAUAAAAUAGUUUUAGGUAAUAAAUAAAAGGAAUUAACUUAUUUCAGAUUCUUUUUGUAAUACUUUAUAUAAUGCCUUUUGUUGAAUCUAAAAAUUGUGAGUGUAUACAUAGAUAAAUAAAAUAUAUUUAAGUAAUA
This is a messenger RNA of Teleopsis dalmanni, 1435 nucleotides long. RefSeq lists its product as uncharacterized. Gene Ontology annotation, biological process: proteasome-mediated ubiquitin-dependent protein catabolic process. The transcript is spliced from 5 exons. The record is from RefSeq and is a predicted model, not a curated record. Bases 123 to 1253 code for a protein of 376 amino acids. Lineage: Eukaryota; Metazoa; Arthropoda; Insecta; Diptera; Diopsidae. Gene Ontology annotation, molecular function: endopeptidase inhibitor activity; proteasome binding.